Papaver somniferum (opium poppy) is the source of this 2237-nucleotide messenger RNA. Its product is annotated as beta-1,4-mannosyl-glycoprotein 4-beta-N-acetylglucosaminyltransferase-like. Gene Ontology annotation, biological process: N-acetylglucosamine metabolic process; protein N-linked glycosylation. Lineage: Eukaryota; Viridiplantae; Streptophyta; Magnoliopsida; Ranunculales; Papaveraceae. Gene Ontology annotation, molecular function: beta-1,4-mannosylglycoprotein 4-beta-N-acetylglucosaminyltransferase activity. The coding region runs from base 525 to 1697 and encodes 390 amino acids. The transcript has 2 exons. Gene Ontology annotation, cellular component: membrane. The record is from RefSeq and is a predicted model, not a curated record.
CAAAUAUUUAAUUAGGGUUUUGAAAUUAAUAUACAACUGCCAUUACAGAGUGGCAAUCACAGAGCUUUUGUCUUAAAAUUUGUUAAUUUACAAUUAUAAAAAUUUAGGGUUUUUAUGAUUUAUUUAAAUUUAUUUUGUUCAUUUCUCUCUCUGUCUCUACUACUUUUCUCUCUCCCUAGUCUCUUCUUCUCCUACUUCUUCUCUCUAUAGGAAAUUUUUAGAGUUGUAAAAGGAUUUGGAGGAGAGAUUAAAAGCAGAAAAGAAACCCAAACGGCUAUAAUUCCUGUACUCUCUAAAACUCUCUUCAUACUAGUAUUUAUUACUUAGAGUAAGAGAUAUAGAGGGGGGUCAAAAUAACAGAGAUUUGAAUAUCUGAAACUCUCUGAUUUUAGUUCUUUUAGGUUAGAUUGUGGUGUUGGGUGAUUCCCAUUUUGUUGAUCUGGCCUAACAAGAAGAACAGGAUUGGGUUUUUAUCGAAUUUGCGAAGAGAAAGGAAGGAUUUUAUUAGGGAUUUGGUGGUGGUAAUGAUGCCGGAAGGAGGAGGAUAUUAUUGUUCUAAAAAGACUGAUGAUAUAUGUGAAGAUGUUUGUGGCCAGGAGUCUACUCAAGCAGCUUUAAGCAUGUCUAGACUACGGUGUAUUAUGCGGGGAUUUGAUAUGAAAGCGUAUAUACUUCUAUUCAUUAUUGUUCCUACUUGCAUCCUUGGUAUGUAUUUGCAUGGACAGAAGAUUUCUUAUUUCUUACGACCAAUAUGGGAAUCACCUCCUAAGCCUUUCCAUGACUUGCCGCACUAUUAUCAUGAAAAUGUGUCGAUGGAGAACCUCUGCAAGCUUCAUGGGUGGGGAAUUCGCGAGUCUCCAAGGCGGGUUUUUGAUGCAGUGUUGUUCAGUAAUGAGGUUGACCUACUGCAAGUUCGGUGGAAUGAGUUGUACCCUUACAUUACGCAGUUUGUUCUUUUGGAAUCAAAUUCAACGUUUACUGGUUUGCCAAAGCCAUUUGUGUUUGCUAGUCACAGAGAUGAGUUCAAAUUUAUUGAGGAUCGGCUCACUUAUGGGACUGUUGGAGGAAGGUUUAGAAAAGGGGAAAACCCAUUUGUUGAGGAGGCAUAUCAAAGAGUAGCACUUGACCAGCUUCUUAGAGUAGCAGGUAUAAUGGAUGAUGACUUGUUAAUAAUGUCAGAUGUCGAUGAGAUCCCGAGCAGACACACAAUCAAUCUCCUCAGAUGGUGCGAUGAUAUUCCUCCUAUACUUCAUCUCCGUCUCAAUAACUAUUUGUAUUCUUUUGAGUUUCUCGUGGAUAAUAAAAGUUGGAGAGCAUCAGUUCAUGUAUAUCAGACAGGUAAAACAAGGUAUGCACAUUAUCGACAGACGGACACUAUCUUGUCAGAUGCUGGAUGGCAUUGCAGCUUUUGCUUCCGCCGUAUCAGUGAGUUCAUCUUUAAGAUGAAAGCUUAUAGUCAUUAUGAUAGAGUCAGAUUCUCCGGUUACUUGAAUCCCAAAAGGGUUCAAGACGUGAUCUGCAAAGGGGCUGACCUAUUUGACAUGCUUCCAGAGGAGUACACAUUCAAGGAUAUAAUUGGGAAAUUGGGACCAAUCCCGCAUUCAUAUUCAGCAGUUCAUCUUCCAGCAUAUGUUUUGAAUAACUUCGAUAAGUAUAAAUUUCUAUUACCGGGAAAUUGCAAAAGAGAAAGUGGCUAAGUCUCUCGCUGGCAGGUCUAGGCUGGCCUGGUUUGUAAUGGGUCACGGGUAUGCGAACUAUUUGAUCGCCGUGCCAAGAGAAGGAUCCUGUUAAGCAAGUAAUGACUUUUGUGUGCAUAUGGAUAUGUUGUUUAUCCAACUAAUUUUUUAGACAUUCUUUAGAGAGAAAGUUGAGGGAAGAUGGAUGAGUUCUUGAACUUCCAUGGUAAAGCUUUUGUAUAUGGCCCUUGUUUCUUUUUUAGGUCUUGGUUUCUUUCAAGGUGGUGAUGCCAUCCACUUUGUACAAGGAUCAUCCUGUGGGAGAGUUGCUGAGGAAAGCUUUCGCUUGUUGGUAUGGCUUUUGAUAUAAUCCAAUUGCGAAAGAAAAAGAAAAACAAUCCUGGUUGAGAUAUUCUGAACCAUUCUUUUGUCCGGAAUUUUGUUGUUCUUAUGAUUAACUUAUUCAUACAUAUUCAUAUAGCAAAAUGGUCUUCACUCUUCACAACUACCUUUGUACAAUCUGGUUGAUUUCAUCAUAAUGCUAAUCUCAUUCUUGCUCCA